AAUUAAUCUAAAAUCCUUUCAAUUAACUUUUGAAUUGGACGAUAUGUUUGUGAUCAUAUUUAUUCUAUCGUUUGGAGCUGAGUUUCAAAUUGGAGCAACAUCUUCUGAGUGUUCUGGACCGAGGGGUUGUUGCAGAGGAUAUCGUUAUGAUUCCAAACUGGAGGAAUGUAUAAAAUGUAAAAUCGGGUACGGUGGUCCAGAUUGUAUGUAUCCAUGUCCCUAUCCUGGGUAUGGAUUUGGGUGCCAGGAGAAUUGCGAGUGCACGAAAGGCUUUUGUAACGUGACAACAGGUUGUCCAUGGGACUGUGAUAUCAUCCCAAACUGUUCAUCUGUUUAUGCUGGUACCCAUUUCGUUUGGAUUCUGGGCAGGCCAUCAUGCUGCAACCUUCCAUCCACGGGGAAGUAAUCGUAAUUUUUUUACCAGCCACAAUCAGUUGAUUAAUUCGCUGCUGUAUGCACUUGGACGAGACUGGACAACGCAGCUUUUGAUUAUUUACUCUAAUAUUCUACAUCCAAAUUUUUAUUGAUACACCUUUAAAGGAACGAUUUUCACUACACAAGAUUUUACAGUCGCUAUACCCAUUCACAAAAUACAGUGCACCUUGUACAGCCUUUCCUUUUUAAGACUUCAAUUCUUUUCAUCAAUGUUAUAUAGGUUUUAUAUGCUUUGAGUCUAUCCCACCGCAGGUGCAAAGAUUAACAAAAGUGACGACUGAAAGUUAACAUGUCCACAAGUAACAGCUUUUCAAAAAGCUUGAUUGACUUAAUCAAUCAAUAUCUAUAAGAGAAGUGAUAAACCUUUUGAGCAAUGCUUUUUUGUGUUUGAAAUAUGUCUUUUUAUUUGAGAACCUUGUAAAAAUAUUUAAUUAUUUAACUUGUAUAAGAACGAUGCCUUUGCUGCAUUCUGAUUUCUGAAGAAUUGUUAACAGAAUGGUUAAUGUAUGUGGGUUUUCUGCCAAUCGCAACUCCUCGG
Molecule: messenger RNA, 973 nt
Organism: Saccostrea cuccullata (small rock oyster)
Lineage: Eukaryota; Metazoa; Mollusca; Bivalvia; Ostreida; Ostreidae
Product: scavenger receptor class F member 1-like
Exons: 4
Coding region: 44-406 (120 amino acids)
Source: RefSeq, a predicted model, not a curated record